This is a messenger RNA of Colossoma macropomum (tambaqui), 1974 nucleotides long. RefSeq names its product T-cell leukemia homeobox protein 3-like. Gene Ontology annotation, molecular function: RNA polymerase II cis-regulatory region sequence-specific DNA binding; DNA-binding transcription factor activity, RNA polymerase II-specific. Gene Ontology annotation, biological process: regulation of transcription by RNA polymerase II; animal organ development. Lineage: Eukaryota; Metazoa; Chordata; Actinopteri; Characiformes; Serrasalmidae. Bases 186 to 1046 code for a protein of 286 amino acids. The record is from RefSeq and is a predicted model, not a curated record. The transcript is spliced from 4 exons. Gene Ontology annotation, cellular component: nucleus.
GGGAAAGGACAACGUGAGGGAAAAACUACAGUUUGAGAAGAAAAGCAAUCUCGAGCUCCUCGAGAUGUGACGGGACACGCGCUGCUACAAGAGGACCGCCAAGAUCAUGAGAGGGCCGAACAUCAUGGCCAUAAAUCGAUGCAGAUUCCGCCCCAUUUUGCGUGAUUAGAUUUAAUUUCUUCCAAAUGCGAAGGGGCAACAUGGAACGCGCCCAGAGCCCGAGGCCUGAGCAGUCCUGUCAAAGCACGCACGAGCCCAUUCGCUUCGGCAUCGACCAGAUCCUGGGCUCCUCGGACAGCGCCCCGGGGAGUCCGGCCGGGACCACCGCAGCGCCCCUCACCUCCUUGCGCGCCGCCAGGGUCGCUGUGCCGGGUCCUCUGGAGGGUUCAGGGCUCUAUGGGGGCAGCAGAGCGAUGGGUCACCGGGGGGUGAUCAGGGUUCCUGCUCACAGGCCGCUGACCACCGCCGUCCCGCCGCCUAUGGUGAGUGCAGCAGCAGCAGCAGCAGCGGCGGCGGGGGGCUUCGGGGCGCUCUGCUUCCCCUGGGUGGAUCACAGCCGCAGAUUCACCGCCAAAGACAGACUGACAGCUGUUCCAGCUCUCCUCCCUCUGAGCCUGACCCGGAGGGUUGGUCACCCCUACCAGAACCGCACGCCCCCGAAGCGGAAAAAGCCGCGCACUUCGUUCAGCCGCGUGCAGAUCUGCGAGCUGGAGAAGCGCUUCCACAGGCAGAAGUAUCUAGCCAGCGCCGAGCGCGCGGCUCUCGCCAAGAGCCUCAAAAUGACCGACGCUCAGGUCAAAACGUGGUUCCAGAACCGCAGGACCAAAUGGAGGAGACAGACAGCUGAGGAGAGGGAGGCGGAGCGUCAGCAGGCCAAUCGGAUGCUGCUCCAGCUGCAGGCUGAUGCACUGCAGAAGUCCAUCAGUGAAUCGGUGUCUGUAGAUCCUCUCUGUGUGCAUAAUUCCUCUCUGUAUGCCCUGCAGAACCUGCAGCCCUGGGCCCAGGACAAACCAGGCAAACUGGCCACCACUUCUUCACUGGCCUAAAACAGCACUAGCAGUGAUAAACUGCCUUUGAGGUCAAGAUCCUAAGCACUUAGGUUCUGUUGCAGUUACACAGGCUUUGUGCAGAUCUGUUAAAAAAACCUGUAUUACCCAAACAACAGUGAUGCAGGAGUGCAGUCAAAGUCACCAAAAAGUGUCGCAUCCAAAUAUGCAAAGUUUUCCCUCUGCAAAGUGACCAUCUUAGUCAAAUCUGAGGUUUGGAGCUAAUCCAUGAGGUUGAGCUAAUCCAUGAAGUUAUAAAACUCAGCAUUUAUAUAUGUGUGAGUUAUCCAUUGCAUUUAUAAUUAGAAUACUUUCAAAAAUGUAGCAAAGUUUUGGUUCAUAAGGAGAUUUCUCCAGGCAAACAUUAGGUAAAAGUAGUUGGAGAGGAUCUUUAGACUCUCUAAACCUUCAUAGAAACAAACAAAAUGGUGAUGUCCAAACAGCCCUGCAGAGACAUAUCUUCUUCAAUCACUGUGUAGUUAGUCUGCAAUAUCUCCUGUCGACGUGUUGUUGGCACAGUUUUUUGGGCUGUGGAGUAUUCAGUUACAUGCUUGACUUUUUAUAUGAAUGGGAAUAGUGUACAUUUCAUACUCAUCUACAAUAACUGUUUACUUGCCCUGAUUGUUUACGUGCCCUGUGACUAAUCAGCAGGUGAAAGAAUAUUCCUGGGACCGUGUUACCAUAAUGGCAGCGUUAAAGUUCUAGCUGAGGCCUGUGUCUUGGCACAGUUCACUGCCAAAAAUGCUGGCAUGUGGUAAUCCUGGAGCCAAAGCACAAUAAUGAACUUGAUCCCUGUAUUCUGUACGCUUGGAAGAUGUUUGUGAAAAAAGUGCGAAAGAAUUCCUUUAACUCUUUGUCAACAUAGUCUUUUCCUAUUGAAAAACAAAAUGUUCCAAAAGUAUUUAAGUCCAGAUCUUUAUCUUGUAAU